CACACACACAGGCAGGGAUCGGAGCAGAUGCAACACCACCAGGCAGGAGCAACUCCAUUCAGCCACUAUGGAGCAGCAACACAAAGCUCAGACUGGAGGCAUGUACAAGUUUGUGCAACACAAAUCUGGGAGCAGAUUUAUGAACAAGGUGUUUGUCUAUUGAAGGAAAAACAAGAAAGAAAAUAAAGAAGCCAGGACAACAACUCAAAGUUCUUUUUAGAGGAUUUAACUAUUGUUAGUCUCCAAAUGAUUCAGUCUACAGUUACACCAAGAAAAUGUAUCAUGAGAAGGCAGCACUGAUAACGAAUGCACGACAGAUUUGAGCCCAUACUGCCUCCCUGUCCAGCAACAGUACUUUAAUGGUUGGAACUGCCCGCCCCAACCUACAUUACUGCCCUCGCAGACACAGCCUGAUGAUCAUCGGUGCCAUGGGAGCGGUGCGAGUCAAUAGAUACAGCAUCGUUUCCACAGAUGAAGAUGCCCUGAAGAUCUCCAGCCUGGGCCUCCAUAAUGGCCACAGUCCUCUGACUCAGCCGUCACUGUCAGGGGCCUGUAUGCUGGGUGAAGAAGGAGGAGGAGAGUGUCCAGAAAGUGAUGACGGAAGAGGGGCUUUGUCUUUGAGAGAGACAAAUGAGCCCAACAUCCAAAACAGCAGUUUAGUUUUAACAGCUUCAUCUUCAUGUCGUCUGGGUCUAGAUCUGGGCACCGGCCGCCUUCGCAGCCGCUUUGUGAAGAAGAACGGUCAGUGCAAUGUGGUGUUCAACAACAUGGAGGAUAAACCAAAACGAUACCUGGCUGACAUUUUCACCACCUGUGUGGACAUACGCUGGCGCUACCUGCUGCUCAUUUUCACCACCACUUUCCUUUUGUCUUGGCUGGUGUUUGGCGUGAUCUUCUGGGGAGUGGCGCUUGCUCAUGGAGACUUUAACUUAAAGGAAGGGGAUCCUCAAAGCAAUGUAGAGAACGGAAAAGACCAAUGGCGGCCAUGUAUUCUCCACAUCCAGGGUUUUAUAGGGGCUUUCCUCUUCUCCAUAGAGACCCAGACCACCAUUGGAUAUGGUUUCCGGUGUGUCACGGAAGAGUGCCCAGUCGCUGUGGUGACUGUGGUGGUCCAGUCCAUCAUGGGUUGCAUUAUUGACUCCUUCAUGAUUGGGACCAUCAUGGCAAAGAUGGUGCGGCCCAAGAAGCGGGCACAGACCUUGCUGUUUUCGCAUAAUGCCGUCAUAGCUCUGCGAGAUGGUAAGCUGUGCCUUAUGUGGCGCUUAGGGAACAUGCGCAAGAGCCACAUUGUUGAAGCACACGUGCGAGCUCAACUCAUUAAGUCCCAUGUGACGGCGGAGGGCGAAUACCUCCCUUUGGAGCAAACCGAUAUUGAUGUUGGCUAUGAUGACGGGCUGGAUCGGCUGUUUCUGGUGUCGCCACUAGUCGUGGUCCAUGAGAUCAACAAAAACAGUCCUCUGUAUGACCUAAGUUGCUCUGACCUGCUCAAGGAAGACUUUGAGAUUGUGGUCAUCCUGGAGGGGAUGGUGGAGGCCACAGCUAUGACCACACAGGCCCGGAGCUCCUACUUGGCCAAGGAGAUCCUGUGGGGUUACCGUUUUGAGCCUGUGGUCUUUGAAAAGGGUAAUCGCUACCACGUGGACUACUCUCGCUUCCAUAAGUCCUACAAAGUGCCAUCUACGCCUCACUGCAGUGCCAGGGAACUGAGUCAGAUGAAGGGUCAUGGCAGACAGUCUUCAUCCUCCAGCUCAACUUACUCCCAGUCUCCAUCACCAUUUGCCCCAAGGGUAUCUCACCAUCUCCUGGGCCCUCACUCCCCCAGUGCUUUCUGCUACGAGAACGAGGUAGCUUUGUGCUGUGGGGAUGAUGAGGAUGAGGAGAAUAUGACAGUGGAGCUGGGGAGCCUAAAUGUAGUAAGUGACAAAGAGGUAAAGAUGAGAAAGGACAUUCACUUGGGUUUUAAAGAGACAUUUGUGGAGGAGCAGAGAGUGGAGAUGCUGUGUGUUCUAGACACAGAGAAUCAGAUCAGCCUUGACAGACUACAGCCCACUCUACCAUUAUACAUCAGCAGAGAGUCAGGAGUUUAAUCAUUUGUAAUGGUUGCCCUUCCAUUUGUUUCCUCUGGACACACCUCUUUGUGUGUGUGC
Messenger RNA from Etheostoma cragini (Arkansas darter), 2147 nucleotides. RefSeq names its product ATP-sensitive inward rectifier potassium channel 12-like. Bases 360 to 2087 code for a protein of 575 amino acids. Gene Ontology annotation, cellular component: plasma membrane. The record is from RefSeq and is a predicted model, not a curated record. NCBI's taxonomy places the organism in Eukaryota, Metazoa, Chordata, Actinopteri, Perciformes, Percidae. Gene Ontology annotation, biological process: regulation of monoatomic ion transmembrane transport; potassium ion import across plasma membrane. The transcript has 4 exons. Gene Ontology annotation, molecular function: inward rectifier potassium channel activity.